This is a messenger RNA of Thalassophryne amazonica, 2007 nucleotides long. It is a transcript of the gene rab33ba, whose product is annotated as RAB33B, member RAS oncogene family a. Gene Ontology annotation, cellular component: Golgi apparatus; endosome. Gene Ontology annotation, biological process: Rab protein signal transduction. Gene Ontology annotation, molecular function: GTPase activity; GTP binding. The record is from RefSeq and is a predicted model, not a curated record. Lineage: Eukaryota; Metazoa; Chordata; Actinopteri; Batrachoidiformes; Batrachoididae. The transcript is spliced from 2 exons. Bases 133 to 852 code for a protein of 239 amino acids.
AGAUGACUGUGCGUGUGCUGCGUUCACGUGCUCUUUUCACCUGUUUUUUUUCAGGAGCUGCCUAUUUUACACUGUUUUCUUUUUUCCUUCUUCACACCUUUAUUUGAUUUUUUUUUUCUUCUUUGCACCUUUAUGAAAUCCGUGGUGACGUCAUCAGCCUGUGUCAUGGCGGAGCGCCUGCCGCCACCGCGGAGCCGCAUCUUUAAAAUUAUCGUCAUCGGGGACUCGGGGGUCGGUAAGACCUGUCUGACCUACCGCUUCUGCGCCGGCAGGUUCCCCGACCGGACCGAGGCCACCAUCGGGGUGGACUUCAGGGAGAAGCUGGUCCAGAUCAACGGCGAGAAAAUCAAGAUCCAACUGUGGGACACUGCAGGACAGGAGCGCUUCAGGAAGUCCAUGGUGCAGCAUUACUACCGUAACGUCCACGCUGUCGUCUUUGUCUACGACGUGACUAACACCGCCAGCUUUCGCAGUCUUCCCGCCUGGAUUGAGGAGUGCAGACAGCACGCUCUGGGCACGGAGGUUCCCCGGAUCCUUGUCGGGAACAAGUGCGACCUGCAGGACUCGGUUCAAGUGAGCACAGAUGUGGCACAGCAGUUUGCUGACGCUCACUCGAUGCCUUUGUUUGAGACGUCUGCAAAGAAUCCCAGCAGCCAGGGAGAUGGAACCUUUGGCGGCGCAAACAGCGACCACGUGGAGGCCAUUUUUAUGACGGUGGCACACAAGCUGAAGUCGCAGAAGCCCCUGGUGUUGAGCCAGCCACAUCUGGAGUCAAGAGGCACCGUCAGUCUGGACAAGGGCCAGGAGGAUGGGGGGAAGGAGACCAGGAGCUGGGGGUGCGGCAGCUGCUGACUAGGGGGGCGGGUUCCUCCAGAGGAGGAAGUGUUUGUUCAAUGCCUACAUUACUGUGAAUGCUUUUUGAGGAAAAAAACUACACUUUGGUCCUCAACAAGAAGCCAAAACUCUAAAUGCUUGAUCAGUUCCUCAGCCAAACAGUCCACUUAUGGUUUGGUUUGCUUAAUGUGGUGAAGUAAAACAUUACUGUGUAGUUAAAGACGAGCUGAGUAACUGAAGAAAAUUUGCUUUAAGUAAGGUAACGUGUGAAUGGGGGGGAAAAAAAUCCCCCCUCCCUUGAAGCCCUUAAUGCGUGCUGCCUGCUGACCUCGUCUGUCCCCGAGCCCCCUACGUUCACUCGUCUGUGUGCAGAAGAGGUUGACGGUGUCCUGUUUCCUCCCUCUGAGCUGUGGUCUGUUCUGCUUUGCCUUGUGUGGGCGCGCUCAAAUAUGGUAUCGUGUCUCAUGGAAGGUUCCGUGACUUCACAACAUGCAUGUCGCGUCAGACACGUGCUACCACAGGUGUCAAUCCGAGUCCAGAAAGGGCACAGAGGGUGCAGGGUUGUGUGUAAGCACCACCUCCAGCAGGUCUGCUGUUCAUCAGUAACCCGUGGGAUACGGCCACUCCGUUACCCAGAACACAAACAUCAACUCUGCCACGUCCCGUACCGUACCUGUAGAAUCAAUGUUCUCAGAUAAGUUCCCCAUAUCUGUAGGCGCUUUACGACUGAAGGAUAAACCCUGGAAGUCACAGUGGAAGCACAGGUGCUGUUUGGGUUACCUUAGUGGGCGAUAUGAGAGCAGAAGUUAGCCCUCAGACGUUGUCCUGUUUUUAUCUGGAUGGAGCCACCUGGCAGGAGGAGGAGAGGGAGGCCAAAGAAGAUGCUUAUGGAUUUACUGAGGGAGGGCAUGCAGGUGCCUGGACAGACAGAGGACAGGGUUCUAUCAAGGAGCAUUUUAGUGCCGGGUAAAUUAUGUGAUUGUGACUCAUACCUUUGGGUUAGGGCUAACCCCAAUCAUAUAGCUUUGGGGGCUCCCUGAAGCUACAGGGUUAGGGCUAGCCCCGUAGCUUCAGGGAGCCCCCAAAGCUAUAUGAUUUUAUACCACUAAAGCAUUCUUGGCAAACCCUGUUUUAACUAAUUUUGGGUGGUUUUAGAUGCAUUGAAAGCAAGAA